This is a messenger RNA of Euleptes europaea (tarantolino), 1682 nucleotides long. RefSeq names its product transmembrane protein 108 (gene TMEM108). NCBI's taxonomy places the organism in Eukaryota, Metazoa, Chordata, Lepidosauria, Squamata, Sphaerodactylidae. The record is from RefSeq and is a predicted model, not a curated record. Bases 49 to 1476 code for a protein of 475 amino acids. Gene Ontology annotation, biological process: dendrite extension; retrograde axonal transport; postsynaptic density organization. The transcript is spliced from 4 exons. Gene Ontology annotation, cellular component: endosome membrane; axon; early endosome.
AGACAGAAUCAUGAAUAAACUGCAGGACACCAAGGACCAGAUGAUACCAUGAAGAGAAGUUUACAGGUCCUCUAUUGCCAACUGCUUAGUUUUCUACUGAUCUUGGCACUGACAGAAGAGCUAUUAUUUGCUGUUCAGGGACUGUCUCCCAGCUUAGCAUCAUCUCAGGAUCUCCUGACAAACAAUAUCAGCAUCUCAGCUAUGAGGAUGACUCCUCGGCAGAGAGGGCUUCGCAUGACUGAACCUUCGCCCACAGCCGCUCUUGUGAGCUUCCAUCCCACAAGCUCAAUGAAGACCACCAUUCCUUCCGUUGGCCAGAAGAAGACAACCAGCAGCCCUGUUGGCAACAAGGAACCGUAUCACUUAUACAACCAGAGUGCUGUGACUUCUGGAAAGACUCGACCCAAGGGAAAAAUAUUUCACAUUGUCAAAGGGAACUUCACAGAAUUUACAGAGCCUUAUCUAAAGACAGGACUGCAUUCUCUUUCUCCUACCAUAAGGAGCCAAUCUCCAAAUCACCCAUUUCAGACUCCGCCUACCGCUCACAGAAGCAGAAAUAGCUCUGUGCUGGUAACUACAACAGACUCAAAUGCUUCUUUCUACAGCGAUCUCUUGGAAGGCCUUAAAACAGCAGAGAAGGGGAAUUCAUCGGAAGCGGUGACGCAGGAAACAGAUCUGGCAACCCCGGCAACUGGCCCUUCAACUACUCCUGAAAUGGUGACAGUGCCUUUUAAACCCCCUCGCUACGGCAUAUGGGAUGUUUUAGGUAAAAAUAACUCUUUGGUAAUCUCAAACCAGACUGUAAACCAGGGGCCCUUUUUUACCAGCCCUGGGACUGCAACAGUAGCAUCAGCAUCCAGGCAUGCCGGCACAACAGGCCUCAAUGUGAACGUUUCAUUGCAUACGAGAAGUCCUAAUGGGACAUCCACGACCAUACAUCCCUCUUGGUAUAACGCCAGCUUCCCAAGCAAUGCACUCUCCACAGAGCCCUCCACGUGGCUGCCAACUUCCACUUCGACAGCGACGGGAAAUUUCCUAAACAGACUGGUACCCGCUGGAACCUGGAAACCUGGCAUGCCAGGAAACAUUUCUCAUGUCACAGAGGGGGGCAAGCCCCAACACAGGGCAACCAUUUGUCUCAGCAAAGUGGAUAUAGCGUGGAUCAUUUUGGCCAUCAGCGUCCCCAUUUCAUCGUGCUCUGUCCUGCUAACUGUCUGUUGCAUGCGGAGGAAGAAGAAGACGUCUAACCCAGAAACCAACCUGAGCUACUGGAACAAUGCCAUCACCAUGGACUACUUCAACAGGCAUGCAGUAGAGUUGCCAAGAGAGAUACAGUCCCUUGAAACGUCAGAGGACCACCUGUCUGAACCACGCUCCCCAGCCAAUGGCGAUUACAGAGACACCGGCAUGGUCCUUGUUAACCCCUUCUGUCAAGAAACGCUGUUUGUAGGACACGAGCAAGUGUCUGAAAUAUGACCCUCCCCGUCCGUGUACUAGCAGCCCCAUCUUUAUUGUAUUCAAAUUAUAAAUAUAAAUAUAUAUAUAUAUUAUAAAUAUAGCCUUUGCGUAAUCCUGAAUUAUGGGAAAAAAACAUUUUCAGCUUUUUUUUUGCUUAAGAAUUAUUAACCUCUUUUUUAUAAGUGUGGUUAAAAACUUUACAGACCAAACGUCAGCUUUAUAAA